AUGGCGCAGAGGCAGCCAUCUCUUCCCGCAUAUCAGACAGUCGACGAUGACAGCGAAGAGAUCUAUCUUGGACCCCCUGUGUUCGUACGCCCUCCUGAAAAUGACUACAAGGUCCCGUAUGAUUUGCAACACCCAGAUACUUCCUAUCGGCCAGAGCUAGGACCAAUAGAACGAUUUUGGGUCGAUCGUUCUCAGUUUUUGCUCCAACAUGGUUUCGAGCUCCGUUCGCGGUAUCAGCUGGGAUGGGUACCUUCUUGGAAGGAAUCAGGAAAGACUUACACUUCUUGUGAGGACCACUUAUUCCGUUUUCAUGCUCAUAUCGUGGAUGGAAGGCGGAAAUCGGAUGGAGCUCCUGUUGUUAUAAAACAGGUCUAUAGGGCGAAUACAGAAAUCGACAUCUUACGUCUGUUUGCCUCGCCCGAGCUUUCUCGCGAUCGGGCGAAUCACGUCGUCCAAGUUUUGGAUAUCCUGCAAGACCCUUUUAAGCCUGGGAUGGAGUUCAUUGUCAUGCCUCUACUCAGGCGUUACGAUGAUCCCGAAUUUGGAGCCAUUGGAGAGGUCGUCGACUUCGUCACUCAAGUAUUACAGGGCCUCGCCUUUAUCCAUUCUCAUAAUGUUGCUCACAAUGACUGCACCGGGAAUAACAUUGUGAUGGAUGCUCGCCCGAUAUUCCCCAAUGGAUGGCAUCCUAUCUCUGAUCUCUACACUCCUGAUUACUCCGGUUACACUCGCUCUCUGUCUCGUAUCGACCACCCCGUUCGCUACUACUUCAUCGAUUUUGGACUGUCCCACCGCUUCCUUCCUGGACAACGGCAUGUGGUAAAGGAUUAUGGCGGUGCUGACCAGGAUGUCCCUGAGUAUGAGGUCCUGAAUCCCUACGAUCCUUUCAAGGCCGAUAUCUACACGUUGGCAAACAUUUUCAUGAAGAAGUUCCAUCAGAAAUACGUCGGCCUUGAAUUUAUGGGUGAUCUAGUCAGCUAUAUGAGAGUCGAAAAGCCAUCGAAAAGGCCAACAGCGCAGAUGGUGUUAGAAUUCUGGCUGCAGAUCCAGGAAGGGCUGGACCCUAGGCAUGCCAGGUGGAGGCUUCGAACACCCACGGAGUCUAUACCAGAGCGCGUUGUCCUGGAUGCCGUCUCUGUCGCUCGUACGGGCAUACACGAAAUUUCAAAAUAUUUUAUGUAG
Cyclocybe aegerita is the source of this 1182-nucleotide messenger RNA. The record is from the annotation of a GenBank genome assembly. Lineage: Eukaryota; Fungi; Basidiomycota; Agaricomycetes; Agaricales; Hemipholiotaceae.